AUGCUCACCGUGGAUGAUGUUCUGGAGCAGGUCGGCGAGUUUGGCUGGUUCCAGAAGCAAGCCUUCCUAACCCUGUGCCUGCUCUCCGCUGCCUUCGCCCCCAUCUACGUGGGCAUCGUCUUCCUGGCUUUCACCCCAGAUCACCGCUGCCUGAGCCCCGGGGUGGCUGAGCUGAGCCAGCGAUGCGGCUGGAGCCUGGCAGAGGAGCUGAACUACACGGUGCCCGGCCCGGGGGCCACCGGCGAGGACUUCCCCCGCCACUGCCGAGGCUACGAGGUGGACUGGAACCAGAGCGGCCUCAGCUGCGUGGACCCGCUGGCCGGCCUGGCCGCCAAUAGGAGUCACCUGCCGCUGGGGCCCUGUCGGCACGGCUGGGUGUACGACACGCCCGGCUUGUCCAUCGUGACCGAGUUUAACCUGGUGUGUGACGACUCUUGGAAGGUGGACCUCUUUCAGUCCUGCGUGAACCUGGGCUUCUUCCUGGGCUCUCUGGGUGUCGGCUACAUUGCAGACCGGUUUGGCCGAAAAUUAUGUCUCUUGGCCACCACCCUCGUCGGUGCUGUGUUGGGCGUCCUCAUGGCCGUGGCCCCGGACUACACGUCUCUGCUGCUCUUCCGCCUGCUGCAGGGGCUGGUCAGCAAGGGUAGCUGGACGUCCGGCUACAUCCUGAUCACAGAGUUCGUGGGCCUGGGCUACCGGCGAAUGGUGGCCAUCCUCUACCAGACGGCCUUCACGGUGGGGCUCGUGCUGCUCUCCGGGCUGGCCUAUGUCAUCCCUCACUGGCGGUGGCUCCAGCUGGCUACCUCCCUGCCCACCUUCCUCUUCCUGCUCUACUACUGGUGCGUGCCCGAGUCUCCCCGGUGGUUGUUGUCACAGAAGAGAAACUCUCAAGCGAUAAAGAUAAUCGACCACAUUGCCCAGAAGAACGGGAAAUCGCCUCUCCCUGAUCCCAAGAUGCUCUCUCUCGAAGAGGAUGUCACCGAAAAGCUGAGCCCCUCUUUUGCAGACCUGUUCAGCACGCCACACCUGAGGAAGCACACCCUUAUUCUGAUGUACCUGUGGUUCACGAGCUCCGUACUCUACCAGGGCCUCAUCAUGCACGUGGGUGCCACGGGCGGGAACCUCCACCUGGACUUCCUGUACUCGGCUCUGGUUGAAUUCCCAGCGACCUUCAUCAUCCUCACCACCAUUGACCGCUUCGGCCUCAUCCGCCCGUUGGUGGUGUCCAAUCUGGUGGCGGGGACAGCCUGCGCCGUCAUGAUCUUUAUCUCCCACGAUCUACACUGGCUGAACAUCACAGUGGCUUGUUUUGGCCGCAUGGGAAUCACCAUCGUGUUCCAGCUGGUGUGCCUGGUGAACGCCGAGCUGUACCCCACGUUCAUCAGGAAUCUUGGGGUGAUGGUGUGUUCCUCCCUGUGUGAUCUGGGUGGAAUCAUCACCCCCUUCCUGGUCUUCAGGCUGAUGGAGGUUUGGCAAGGCUUGCCACUCAUUUUGUUUGCGGUGUUGGGCCUGGUUGCUGGAGGAGUGACGUUGCUUCUUCCUGAGACCAAAGGUGUCACCUUGCCAGAGACCAUUGAAGAUGCAGAGAACCUCGGGAGGAUAGCAAAGCCCAAAGAAAACACGAUUUACCUUCAGAUCCAAACAUCAGAACGUGCUGGCACCUGA
Molecule: messenger RNA, 1665 nt
Organism: Enhydra lutris kenyoni (northern sea otter)
Lineage: Eukaryota; Metazoa; Chordata; Mammalia; Carnivora; Mustelidae
Product: solute carrier family 22 member 1-like
Exons: 11
Coding region: 1-1665 (554 amino acids)
Biological process (GO): transmembrane transport
Cellular component (GO): membrane
Source: RefSeq, a predicted model, not a curated record